Psylliodes chrysocephalus is the source of this 1630-nucleotide messenger RNA. The record is from the annotation of a GenBank genome assembly. NCBI's taxonomy places the organism in Eukaryota, Metazoa, Arthropoda, Insecta, Coleoptera, Chrysomelidae.
AUAAGUUAAUUGCUUGGUUAUAUAUAAUAAACAUUUUAAAUUAUUAUAGUUAAUUUUCAUUAUUGAAAAAUUCAAAAUGAAAAUAAAAACCACUUAUAUUCAUCUAAUUUUGAUGACAAUUUUCACUUUUACUGAAAGUAUAAAUAUAUUGGUGGUCAUGCCUCACAUAGGUAAAAGCCAUCAGCUUGUAUUUGAGCCUCUUUUUAAAAAAUUGACAGAGAAACAUAAGCUGACUAUUAUUACGAGAUAUCCUCAAAAAAAUCCAGGACUAAAUAGAAGGGACAUUAACAUUGCACCGGAUUAUUUGGAUAUAAGUGACACAGAGAUAUUGUCUUUUAAUAAUUUUACUGGUUCAAGAAUAGAGAAAUACACCACAGUAAAUUUAUUGGCAUUUAUUGCGCAUCAAGCGUGCAAAGACGGCCUAUCACAUCCAAAUUAUAUGAAGUUUCUAAAAGAAAAUAAUCAUUUUGAUUUAAUUCUAAUUGAAGUGUUUAAUACUCCUUGUUUUAUGGGGGUUGCAAAGAAAUUUAAUGCACCUAUGAUAGGUUUAUCCUCAUGUAUGUGGUUACCAUGGACGUUCAAAUGGUUUGGGUCAGAUUCGAAUCCAUCUUACGUUCCAAAUCAUUUUCUGGAUCACACUGAUCGUAUGAGUUUUCUAGCUCGUGUUGAAAAUACUUUAAUACAUAUCUAUAGUAACAUAGUUUACAAUAGUGUUAUAGAAAAAUCUGGAAGGCAAAUCUCUAAAGAAUAUACAGAUAUAGAUUUUAACGAAAAUGGUGAUAUUAUGGGUAACAUAAGCUUAUUGUUGAUUAAUACUCAUUUUAUUCUGAACUCGAGGUUACCUAUGAGUCCUAAUAGUAUAGGAGUAGGUGGUAUUCAUGUGGAUUCUGUACCAGUGAAACCUUUGCCACAGGACCUUGAAAGAAUUGUGAACGAUUCAAAACAUGGUGUUAUAUAUAUGAGCAUGGGUUCAACUCUAAGAGGAGAUUCUUUUCCUGAAGACAAAAAACAAGCGAUUUUGAAAGCAUUCUCCAGAAUUCCUCAACGAAUCGUAUGGAAAUGGGAAGGAGAAAUGAAGAAUAAGCCUGAAAAUGUGUUAACAUACAGAUGGGUACCCCAAAGAGAUAUUUUAUGUCACCCAAAUACUAAGUUAUUCAUAUCCCAUGGUGGACUCUUGGGAACUAUAGAAACUAUAAAUUGUGGAAAGCCCGUUCUGCUUCUACCACAAUUUGGUGAUCAGUUCGCAAAUGCUGCAGCAGUUGAACAAAAUGGUGGAGGUUUAGUAUUGAAUAUGAACGAUGUUAACGACGAAAUUUUAUAUGAAAAGUUGCAGAUAUUAUUGAGCACAAAUUUCAGUACAAGCGCCAAAGAACUAUCUAUCAGAUAUAAAGACAGACCUUUGUCACCCAUGGAUACAGCUCUAUAUUGGAUUGAAUAUGUUUGGAGACAUAAAGGAGCUCAUUUCAUGAAAAUAGAGUCAGUGGAUAUGCCUCUAUACAAAUAUUAUUUAUUGGAUGUUAUCACUUUUUUGUCGAUUAUAGCUUUAAUUGUAUUUUAUGUUAUUUAUGCAAUUAGUAAAUACGUUCUCACGAAAUUAUUUAUAAGACAAGAAAAAAUAAAAUCAUCUUAA